CUCCCGGAACCCGACCGCCCGCUCUCCCUGCGCCUCUAAGCUGAGCGGCCUCGGCAGCAGCCGGACUGUCGGGCGCAGCGGAACGGACAGACUAGCCGACCGUCCCUGCUUCCCGGAGGAGCCCCUGCCCGAGGCGGUGCGGCCGCAGCCGACGGUCCGGGAGCUCUAGGGACCGCGCCGCGUUCGCGGGCGACCCACGCCCCGUCCCGCCGGCCCCAAGCCAGGCCCGCCGCGCACCGUCGGGGCGGCCCCGACCCGGGCCCCGCUGGGAGCGGAUGCGCGCGCGGUGAGGCCGCCGCGUCCCGCCAUGGCCGCGCGCCCCGGGCCGCUCUGGCUGCUGGGCCUGGCGCUGUGCGCGCUGAGCGGCGGCGGCGUCCCCGGCCCGCGCCCCCCGCUCGGCUGCCCGCAUCGCCGCCUGGGCCCGCGCGAGCGCCGCGACCUGCAGCGCGAGAUCCUGGCGGUGCUCGGGCUGCCCGGCCGGCCCCGGCCCCGCGCGCCCCCCGCCGCCCUGCUGCCGGCGUCCGCGCCGCUCUUCAUGCUCGACCUGUACCGCGCCGUGGCCAGCGACGACGACGAGGACGGCGGGGCCCACGAGCGGCGCCUGGGCCGCGCAGACCUGGUCAUGAGCUUCGUCAACAUGGUGGAGCGCGACCCCGCCCUGGGCCACCAGGAGCCCCACUGGAAGGAGUUCCGCUUUGACCUGACUCAGAUCCCGGCCGGGGAAGCCGUCACGGCCGCGGAGUUCCGGAUUUACAAGCUGCCCAGCACCCACCCGCUCAACCAGACGCUCCACAUCAGCAUGUUCGAGGUGGUCCCGGAGCAGUCCAACAGGGAGUCUGACUUGUUCUUUUUGGAUCUUCAGACGCUCCGAUCUGGGGACGAGGGCUGGCUGGUGUUGGACGUGACAGCAGCCAGUGACCGCUGGCUCUUGAACCGUAACAAGGACCUGGGACUCCGCCUCUAUGUGGAAACAGAUGAUGGGCGCAGCGUGGAUCCUGGCCUGGCCGGUCUGCUGGGGCGACAAGCUCCGCGCUCCAAACAGCCUUUCGUGGUCACCUUUUUCAGGGCGAGCCCCGGCCCGGGCCCCGCCCGAGCCCCUCGAGCGGCGAGGCCGCUGAAGAAGAGGCCGCCGAAAAGAACCAACGAGCUGCCGCCCCCGAACAAACUGCCGGGGAUCUUCGACGACGUCCACGGCUCCCACGGCCGGCAGGUGUGCCGUCGGCACGAGCUGUACGUGAGCUUCCAGGACCUGGGCUGGCUGGACUGGGUCAUCGCCCCCCAAGGCUACUCAGCCUAUUACUGUGAAGGGGAGUGCUCCUUCCCGCUGGACUCCUGCAUGAACGCCACCAACCACGCCAUCCUGCAGUCCCUGGUGCACCUGAUGAAGCCGGACGCGGUCCCCAAGGCGUGCUGCGCGCCCACCAAGCUGAGCGCCACCUCCGUGCUCUACUACGACAGCAGCAACAACGUCAUCCUGCGCAAGCACCGCAACAUGGUGGUCCGCGCCUGCGGCUGCCACUGAGGCCCCGCCCCCGCCGGCCGGCCCUCCGCGGUCGCGGGGGCCAGGAGUCCCCCCAGCGCCGUCACAGCUCAGGCAGGGUGGCAGUGAGGGCCCCCCUCUCCUGCCCACAUCCUCCAAUGGGCUGGUCCUUCCCAGGCCCUCUGCCCCAUCGCGUGCCUGAUGUCCUGGUGGAACUCUGCAUGGUGGUCUCAGUCAUCCAGCAGGGUUCUACCCCAGCUCCCUCCCCAGAGGCUCAGGCUGACUUAUCUUUGGGGUUGACAGAGAGUCCUCUCUGAGGACCCACUCUUGUCCAUUGCUGGCCCAGCUGCGGGCGGAUGUGGGGUGAACUGAGGCACCUGGAGUCCAGGAUGGCCACCUCAGGCCCUUCACCACCCAGGACUGGGUUUGGGGAUGUGCAGACAGGUCCUGGUCCAUCUCCAGUUGCCUGACCCUCCCGGGUGCAAAACCGGGCAUUUCUGGGCACUCAGAACGUGGAGUCAUCUUCAGUUUUCUAUAUUUGUGCAUCUGAAUGACCAGACUGUUGGCCACAAGGAGGCAUGUGGGUCACCUCCAGAAAGAGCUGAAUGAAUAGCAUGAUUUAGGGCCAAGGCCAGUGUCAAUUACCUUCCCUGUCCUCCUGCCUUGAUCUGUCUCUGCUGUCUGGGGAAGAUGUGCCUUGCAUGGACACUUUGGUGAAACAAAAAAUCUUGGGGGCUUUAUUGACCCCAUCUGUCAGUCACUGUGUUGAACAAUCAGGAGUUCAGCUCUGUGAAAAAGUUACCUUUUCACUGGGCCCAGUAUGGUGGAUACAUUGGGUGGCCCAGGAUGAUAAUGCCCAGCAAGGGUGACAAAGUUUCUCUUAACUUUCUGCAUGGCAGUCAUCAAUUAUCAACCUUGAUAUUUUUUCAUUCAGCUCUGGAGAGAAUUUCAAAGUGAUCAGCGCCAAACUCAGGUGGCCACCACCAACUGAUUAGAGUUGUUUGUAGAGUGAAAACUGCCUGCCUUCUCCUGCUAAGGAGCAAUUCACUGCACCCAGGGACACUGGGUGGCCUGUGGCCAGGCAUGGGGCAAGGGCAGGGCUGGCCAGCACCUGCCUGUGUCCAGAAGUUGUCAAAAACAGACUGGUCACCCAAGUCUGCGUCACCCUGUGUGCCCCAGAGUCCCAUCCUGUUUCUUGGGGUCUGUGAGCCAAAGAAAAGGCGUGCAUCCCAGGGGAGUGACAGGUGGCAAUUAGGCCGAGUUGGGUGGGGAGGUUCCCGGAAACCACUGUUCUCCUUGGAGCAGCCACCGGCAGCUGGAGUGUUUAUUUGAUUUCUGACUUGGUAAGCCUGUAAUUUUACCUGGUGUAGCAGACAGAACCCAGCUGUCCAAACCCCAAAAUAUCAUUAAAAACAGAUCCUGGGCCCGCCCCAACCCAGGGGCACAGCCCAGGAUGACACCCCGGGAGUUCACUCUAUGCCGAGGGGCUCCGGGAGCGCAGCAGGGGUGGAGGAGGGGGCUGGGCUGUGGGACAGCAGCCCCUCCGCUUGGACCUGGGAAGGGCUCUGGGAGCCAGUGCACCGGAAGAGACCCCUCCACGGACACAGGAAAGCAGUGAGCUCCGCAACAGUGUAGGGAUCUAGGCUCUGGCCUACAUGUUAGGGAUGUGCCUUUUGACUUCCUCCUCUAGGCCUCAUUUCCCAUCUGUAAUACAAAGCUUUUUGAUCUGCAAAGGACCUUCAGCCUGGGAAACUGUGUCUGCCAAGCUUGUCUCACACUGAGCCCAGAGGCAACCUGGAGACCCUGAACGUGGAGCUCAGGUGGCCAUCAUGAAUCAGAGCUGGCAUAUAAGGUGGAACCUAUUUUUAUUCUAGUGCUUACCUAAGAGUUUUCUCGUCCCAACAGCAAAGAUAGUCUCCUGUGCAUGUGCUUAGUCGUUCAGUCAUGUUCGGCUCUUGUGACCCUACGGACUGUAGCCCGUCAGGUCCUCUGUCCAUGAGAUUCUCCCAGGCAGUACUGGAAUGGGCUUAGUUAGGGGCACACCAGGCAUGUCUGUCCGGUUACCCAAAGGUUGGCAGAUGCUGAGCACACCUCACCUCCCAACCAAGCGGUGCUUAGGGAUGGAGCUGCAGUCUUGCUUUCAUCCGGAACAACUGAAAAAGUGUUGUUGUUUAUGUACCUGGUAGUCAGACUUCAGCAACUUUUGCCAUCCGGUCACUAAGUGAAAUCAAAUAGGAAAAACCCUGAGUGGUGCCACAGUAGUAAAUGAACACAAGGCCCAUGUAUUUUAUCCCGAGAGUUAUCUUUGCUCAGCCAAGCGGUGCAGUGGCAAGAGAGAUGCCACCAUUUCCCUUUCUCUUGCUCAGGGCCUGGCUUGUUUACCUGGCCAGACUAGAAAGAUAAAUAAAGGUGGUCAGUUCAGACCCACUGACAGCAAUGGGAAGUCAAUGACAGCUGAUAGGUAAGGAGGAUAUGGGGAAAAAAAGUGAAAGGAGAAACACACAAGUUUUGCUAUUUGCAGUAUAAUCCUGGCCUCAAGAGCAAGUCAUCAAGUCAGGUUCACUGUUUCAAACCAAGGUAGGCUAGUAACAUGUUCUGGAAAAUUUCCUAAGAAAUAGGAAAAGAGGCAGCAGGCAUAACAAGAGCACGGAUUUUUGAAGCCAAAUGGACUUGAAUCCUGGGUAUUCUUCCUCUGUAGAGCAGGAUAGUGGCGCUCUCCUUCCAAGCUAUUAAAAAGUCAUCUGUGUACACAAACAUUUAGUACCAUUCUGGCAUAUAAAUAUUUAACAACUGGUGAAAGUCAAUUGUGUUCAACUCUCUGCAACCCCAUGGAUGGUAGCCCACCAGGCUCCUCUGUCCAUGGAAUUCUCUAGGCCAGAAUACUGGAGUGGGUAGCCUA
Cervus elaphus (red deer) is the source of this 4379-nucleotide messenger RNA. It is a transcript of the gene BMP8B, whose product is annotated as bone morphogenetic protein 8b. Gene Ontology annotation, molecular function: cytokine activity; growth factor activity. The record is from RefSeq and is a predicted model, not a curated record. The transcript is spliced from 7 exons. Gene Ontology annotation, cellular component: extracellular region. Lineage: Eukaryota; Metazoa; Chordata; Mammalia; Artiodactyla; Cervidae. Gene Ontology annotation, biological process: SMAD protein signal transduction. The coding region runs from base 308 to 1522 and encodes 404 amino acids.